AUUUCAUCAAAUAAAAAACAAUAUAGGGUAUCUUAGAAUCUCACUCUCUCGUCUUCCCAGCUUCUGCAGCGUUGAACUUCUCCUCCAAGCUACAGGUCCUGUUGUUUAUGGGCCACAGUUAUUUUGUGAAUUUGAUUUUCGCCAUCGUUGUUUGGACUUCUGCUUACAUUGCUGUUGCAGUUCUCGCUUCUUUUCGAGCCGUCAGUUACCUUUGCACCACUUUCUGAACUCCGCGAAGAAUCAAUGGGUUAUGCACAGCUUGUUAUUGGUCCUGCCGGUAGUGGCAAGUCUACGUAUUGCUCGAGUUUGUUCCAACACUGUGAAACUGUGCGACGAUCAAUACAUAUUGUGAACCUUGAUCCUGCUGCUGAGAAUUUUGACUAUCCUGUUGCAAUGGAUGUAAGGGAACUCAUUUCGCUGGAUGAUGUUAUGGAGGAGCUUGGAUUGGGUCCUAAUGGUGGCCUUGUAUACUGCAUGGAACACCUUGAAGAUAACCUCAAUGAGUGGCUCGAUGAGGAGCUGGACAAUUAUUUAGAUGAUGAGUACUUGGUUUUUGACUGCCCUGGUCAGAUAGAACUUUACUCACAUGUGCCAGUAUUCCGGAAUUUUGUUGAACAUUUGAAGCGGAGAAAUUUUAAUGUCUGUGUUGUGUACUUGCUUGAUUCACAGUUCAUGGUAGAUGUGACCAAAUUUAUAAGUGGAUGCAUGGCUUCCCUUUCUGCAAUGGUUCAGCUUGAACUACCUCAUGUCAAUAUCCUCUCAAAAAUGGACCUUGUGAAAAACAAAAAGGAUCUUGAAGAUUUCUUGGAUCCAGAACCCCAAUUUUUACUGUCUGCAUUGAAUCAACAUAUGGCUCCUAAGUAUGCAAAGUUGAAUAAAGCUUUGAUUGACCUUGUGAGUAGUUAUAGCAUGGUGAGUUUUAUACCACUGGACUUGAGGAAAGACAAAAGUAUAGAAUAUGUGCUGGGUCAAAUUGACAACUGCAUUCAGUAUGGAGAAGAUGCUGAUGUGAAGGUUAGGGAUUUUGAUCAAGAGGAAGAUGAUUAGCUUAUGUUCGAUUGCAUCAAUGCUUGGUGUGAUACAAAGUUCAAUCUUCACUAUGACUUAAUGGUUAUCAAGGUCAAAUUGUUAAUAAUACAUUAUUUUUUGGUUAGAAUGUUUAGUUUGAGUUUGCGAAGGGUGCUUAGUCAAUACUUUGCUGUUACUGUUUGCUUAAUUACAACAACAGAAACAUAUUUAAACCUGGAAACCUUGUUACUAAUUCUGAUAGCGUUCUAAAUCUUUGGAUCCUAGAAUGAAAGCUUGUUGAAGAAGCAGGUAGAUAUUGAUUUUUC
Molecule: messenger RNA, 1334 nt
Organism: Vicia villosa (hairy vetch)
Lineage: Eukaryota; Viridiplantae; Streptophyta; Magnoliopsida; Fabales; Fabaceae
Exons: 10
Coding region: 244-1047 (267 amino acids)
Molecular function (GO): GTPase activity
Source: RefSeq, a predicted model, not a curated record